UUGUUUUGACGCGGUGCAUGUCGGGAAUAGCUAAGCAGCAUCAAAUAUGGCGACUUCCACGGCACAAGAUGGAAAGGUUGCUGGUAUCUCAGAUGUGGAUAUUUUACUGCACCCUGAGCUGUUGUCUCAAGAGUUUAUGCAGCUCAUUUUAAAGGAGAAACACGUCAGUACCAAAGACUGUGAGACUCGGGAUCGGCUAACAGAGCUUUACCUCCGACAUGUCAUCCCGCUGCCGCAGAGGACUUUACCCAACAGCCGCUGGGGCAAGAGGAUGGAGCAGAGCCGAGGGAGGCAGGCACCGGCCGGUCACAGGUCAGACAGUUCCAGUAACGACCACAAUAGGAAAAGGCCCUUAAUUGUGUUUGAUGGCAGUACCUCUCAAUCUGGCCAGCUAAAAGUAAAGAAACCAGAGGGAACCAUUCUGUCAACGGGAAUCACUGACAGAUUAAAACCUCCCCCUGCAACAAACCUGUCCAACCCCAUCCGGAGGCUGUCUGGAAACACAUCUUCAUCCUCGUCCUCAUCCAUUCAUCGUAGCACCGACACAAACCUCAAACGAGAAGCAAACAGCUCGAAUGCAGUGACAUCUCCAGAGGUGAAGAAAAAGAUCCAGCAUGUGACGUGGCCCUGACCCCUGACCUUUGUUUACUCAGGUUCUAAUGCACGGACCACUCCACCAAAUGUUGUUGCCCUCUGCUUAUGCUCUCCUCAUCAUAGUCAUAUCCCAAAUUGUGUAAUAAACCAGCAUGUGAACAAUUUUACCUGCUCCGGUCUGAGAGCUGACAGGAUGGGGUGGUGCUUCGAAGAUUUUCCUUAUCUUCAAGUCACAAGCCUCCUCGUUGCUUUCCACAACCUCAAGUGCCCUUAGCGUCAGUGAUCCGAAACUCUUCUCAAGUCCCGCACAUGGAGACCUUCUUGAUGACAAAACAAGCAAUGGUGACUAUUGUUUUCUGAAAUAACAUAUAAGGAAUUCAUGGUUGUUGAUAUGCUUUUAGAAGACCUCCGGUGCUGGUUUACAAUUGUGAGUCCGGAUUUAGUUUAAAGUGUUGUGACUGGUACUUUUGAAACAGCUUACACAGACUCUCAGAGAUUGUUACUGUCGAAAUGAUGGAGAUAUCUAUGAGGCACUAUGAACGUGAUGUGAGGCAAAAAAUAUUGAAUAAAAAAAAGCAGUUUUUCUCUGUAGUACUUUUAAAAUGGUGAACUCAGUUCCCUCGAUGUUUGGCUUUUUUCAAACCGCGGUACUGUUUCAGAAAUUGUUCAGGGUUUUUAAAUAUCACUGCAGUGUUGUAUAACCACAGUCUGUGGGUACAGCAGCUGAAGAGCCAUUUUGACACAGAAAUCAGAUAUUUGAAUAUCAUCUUUUAAUUAUUUAUGCAAAAGAAAGGAACAAGAACUUAAUCAAGAAUGUUGUCUUUUUGAAAUAUGUUUAUUUGGAAUUAUAGAUUAAUUUACUGUCUUUGAAAUGGCUGUAGAUAGAGUUCAUCAAAAACACACAGGAACAAGUUUCACAAAAAUCUUUUAAAUCCAUGGUUAAAUCCACUGUCUGUUUUUUUUUUAAAUGAAUUUUCUCAAUACAAUAAAGCAUCGAUGUUGAUUUAGUUAUAGUAGAAACAUCAGCAGUUUUGUGACUCUUGUUUGAUAUGCUGUAUCAAACAAAUCUAAUAAUGUGGUUAAAAAAAAAUAAAAUGGGAAAUCUUAAGUCCUGUUCAGGU
Scatophagus argus is the source of this 1715-nucleotide messenger RNA. RefSeq names its product chromosome 11 C2orf49 homolog (gene tslig2). The coding region runs from base 47 to 631 and encodes 194 amino acids. The record is from RefSeq and is a predicted model, not a curated record. The transcript has 4 exons. Gene Ontology annotation, cellular component: tRNA-splicing ligase complex. NCBI's taxonomy places the organism in Eukaryota, Metazoa, Chordata, Actinopteri, Scatophagidae. Gene Ontology annotation, biological process: embryonic morphogenesis.